Messenger RNA from Penicillium brevicompactum, 657 nucleotides. RefSeq names its product Ran GTPase-binding protein MOG1 (gene mog1). The record is from RefSeq and is a predicted model, not a curated record. Lineage: Eukaryota; Fungi; Ascomycota; Eurotiomycetes; Eurotiales; Aspergillaceae. The transcript has 2 exons. Gene Ontology annotation, cellular component: nucleus. Gene Ontology annotation, molecular function: small GTPase binding; guanyl-nucleotide exchange factor activity. The coding region runs from base 1 to 657 and encodes 218 amino acids. Gene Ontology annotation, biological process: protein import into nucleus.
AUGUCUCAACACACCACCCAAGAAUUCUACGGCGGAGCCCUUCGAGGCGUUGUCCCGCAGAGCUGGAUUGAUUCCAGCACCCUGCGCGAAGUGCCCGAUCACCAAGAGCUCUUCCUCUCACCAACCACGCUAUCAAACCUGAUCAUCGAAAUCAACCAGCGUGUCCCACAGGAAGAGGCCCUGACUGCCAGUGCCAAAUUCAGCAACCGGCCAGCAGCACCUAGCGGAAGCGCUACCUCUUUGCAAAUCGACCAUGCCGCUUGCCUGUACCACCUGCACGAUCUGUGCGACGAGGGCGACACCAUGAAGGUGGUCACUUCCCCAUCGAAGGUUGAUGUCCAACUCGCUACUUCUUCGCCCUCGCCUGUACCGAUCAAGGCCUACCGUGGCGUUGUCUCUUUCACUACACCGAAGAAGGACGCCGAGCCUGUGUCGGCUGGCGGCACGCCGCCUUCGUCACGGUUGUCCUGCCACUACCUGCUUGUUCGACUGGCUGCUCAGGAGACUGAUUUGUUGGUCUUCUUCAAUGUUCCCCAUGAGGAGUUUGAGAGUAGUGGUGAUCCUAAGGGCUUGGCUGCGGAGGAGGCUCUCGCUGCCGAUACUAUUGGCGCUUUAGUGGAGAAGUUGGAAAUCUGUGACUGGGGACUUUUUGUUUAA